Messenger RNA from Tetrahymena thermophila SB210, 294 nucleotides. RefSeq lists its product as hypothetical. NCBI's taxonomy places the organism in Eukaryota, Ciliophora, Oligohymenophorea, Hymenostomatida, Tetrahymenidae. The transcript has 2 exons. The record is from RefSeq and is a predicted model, not a curated record.
AUGUUGCACAAUAUCAUUUUUUUAACUAAAAAAAAUAAAUUCUUCCCAUCUCCACUUCUUUUUCGUUAUUAUUUUAAAGCUUAUAAAAAACAUUUAAAUUCAAAAUCUUUAAAUACUGCUUGCAAGUAAGGAGAGUUAAUAUCUUAUAAAAGUGAGUCGAAUUUGAGGAAAAUAUAAGUAAAUUCGUCGUAAAAAAACAUAAAUUUUAUUUAUUUAUUAAAAUAAAAAGCAAUGUAGAUAUUUUUGGAUACAUUUAGAAUUGUAAACAAAAAUAAUAAAUAAAGUAGGAUUUGA